Molecule: messenger RNA, 2575 nt
Organism: Entelurus aequoreus (snake pipefish)
Lineage: Eukaryota; Metazoa; Chordata; Actinopteri; Syngnathiformes; Syngnathidae
Product: F-box/LRR-repeat protein 18-like
Exons: 7
Coding region: 185-2377 (730 amino acids)
Biological process (GO): SCF-dependent proteasomal ubiquitin-dependent protein catabolic process
Molecular function (GO): protein binding
Source: RefSeq, a predicted model, not a curated record
GUGAGAGCGACAACCGUUCCGGGACCGGAAGUUUGUGCAACCCCAAAGUGUGUCCGUGCUGCAAGAGUUGAAGCUGGAAACAUGUCUCGCCGGUGGGUGAUGAAAACCUGACAAACGUCGUUGACGCGCGGCGCUGACAUCUCCGACGUCGAAGGAAGGACACAAGUUACCAGGUGAGGACCACAUGAUGGCAUCGGUGGGAAUGUCGGACUUGUCCGACGAGAUCCUGCUCUGCAUCCUCCGCCACGUGCCCGUGUGCGACCUACUGACCAACGUGGCGCCCACCUGCCAAAGGCUGCAGACGCUGUGCAGGGACAAGACCCUGCUGGCGCACGUCAGCCUGUCCGAGGAGUAUACGAUGGACGACCAGGCGGUCCGCCGCACGUUGAGGCAGCUGUCCAAUCACGUGCAGUCGCUCAGCCUCAACGGCGUCUACUGGCUGAGCGGCAGCGUCAUGGACUCGGUGGCGCGCUGCAAGGCGGUGACACACCUGGACGUCAGCGGCUGCCGCCUCACCUCCCUGCGCCUCUCCCGCCUCCUCUCCUCCCUCGCGCUGCUGCGAUCGCUCGCCUUCGACGUGCAGCCGGGCUUCGACGCCAGCAAGCUGAGCUCCGAGGCGGUGGAUCGACUCAGCUGUCUGUCGGAGCUGCGGCAGACGCUGCUGACGCCGAGCUACGGCGUGGUGCCGUGCUGCGCGCAGCUACGCAAAUUCCGUAUCAAACUCGCAACGUCCCACGGGCCAAAUUGGAGACACCGUUUGAACACCGCUGUGUUUGUGUGCGCCAGGCUGAUGCUGCAGUUCGACAUCUCCGGCAUCACCAGGGAGGGUUUUGGCGUCAGCUGCCACCUUAUGGUGGGUCAGAGCAGCGUGCCGCAUUACAAGCAACUGGAGGAGUUCACUGCCAGACUGGCUCCUGGAGAGGUGAACCAGACGCUGCUCCUGCUCUACUUGGCCGUCUUCAGCGUGCACGUUCCGGAGCGUCUCCGGGUCUUCCUGGUGUCCAUCCCCGGGCCCAACCCGGCCCACUGGUCCGCCGCCGCCUCGCUGGCCCAGAGUCUGGGUCGUCACGGCGACCUGGAGGCCCUGCAGCUCCCCCGCUCCUGGCUGGACCCGCUCUCCCUGAAGCGGGCCCUGGAGGGCAACAGUCCCAAGCACCUUAGCUUCAGCCGCUGCCUGGCCCUGUGGCCGCAGGUGUUCCAGUCCCUGCUGGAGGGCGGCGUCCGAGACGCCUCGCGGCUGCUCAGCCUCAACCUCAGCGGGAUCAACAACGUCCCGUACUCGGAGUGCCGCGGCGCCGAGGACCAGCUGCUCCCCGGCACCAUGGGCCGGCUGGCGUCGAGCUGCUGCAACCUGCAACACCUGAACCUGAUGCACACGCACUACCACCACGAGCAUGCGCCCGCAGCGGUGCCUCAGACGCACCUGUGCGCCAGCUUGGCUCAGCUCAAGUGCCUGCGCUCGCUCACUCUGCCCGCCUGCGCCUUGUCGGACGGCCUCAAGGCGCACCAUGGCGCCGCACCGAACGCGUCUCCGUCUCUGCUGCUGCGGGGCUUGAAGAAGCUUCCGCGCGUGGGCGUCCAGAACUACAAAGUGGACUCCGAGCCGCUCCUCCUGGGCGACGGCACCUCGGGACUCGCCCAGCUCUCGGCCGGCUGCCUCUCCUUGGAGACCUUAGAGCUCAUCGGGCCCGGCUUCGUCUCGGCGCUACCUCGUCUGGAGCCGUGCAGCCGGGCCAGCGUGGAGCCCCGUGGCAUGUGCGCGUGGGCCCGGGGAGUCGGCGACCACCACCUGGCGGCGCUGGGAGGCUUACCCCGAUUGCGCCGGCUGACUCUGGCCGGGCUCCCUGGCGUCAUGGCGGGCACGGGCCUGGUGCGGCUCGCCUCGCAGUGCAGAAACCUGCAGGUGUUGUCGCUCGCCAACAUCGGCUCGCUUAAAAUAAUGAACUACACCGCCGCCCUGCUGGACGCACUGAGACAGUGCUCGCAGCUACGAGAACUCAGGUUAGAGCAGCCAUAUUUUGCUGCCAACUCGUCCUUCUUCGACGCUCUCUCUUGCUGCUCCCGCCUGCAACGCUUCUGCCUCAUCUCGCGCAACGGCUCCUUCGACUCGCCGGCCGCCGAGGCGUUCAUGGAGCGCUGCGGCCACGUGGUCACGUGCCACAUGUUCACGGGCGGCACUCUGGUGGCGUGUUGCAACCUGCGGAAAGCCCUCCACGACAGGUUUUCAUCGGAGCGCCCGGGUCUGUCCGUGGUCAUUUAUCCACUCCAGCACGAAGACCUGCCUUCCAUCAUCAGGCAAAUCCCGCUUACGCUGCUGGAUCGCACCACUUUGUUCCAGAGUCACGUGGCCCAGCCACCGCGUUUAUCACCAUGGUGACGUUCGUGUGAUCGGUGCUGCUGACAGUUGUUUACGGUUAAAACCACUAAUAUUUCUUUGACCUCCAUGUGAGGCGUUAUCAGUUCAUGAUGUUUGCUUCAACAACUGUUCCAUUUCAAUUUUGGCAUUGUGGUCAAAAUUUCACUUGUAACUCAUUCAUGCCAAGUGCCAAAAGAAAAAGGUAUUGUAUUAGAUUUU